AUGUCAUCAGAGCCCCUCACCAACCUACUUACUUCGACCUGCAAGCCUGCCUUCAAACGGGCCACCAAGCACCCAUUCCUCAAGGCUGCAGGCGAGGGGCAGGUCUCCAAGCAGAUGCUGUCGCAAUGGCUCUCGCAAGACCGGCUGUAUGCGCAGGCAUACAUCCGCUUCAUCGGCCUGCUGCUCAGCAAGGUCGUGCUGCCGCCGCGCAACCCGGACAGCGCGAAGACGCGGGCGCCGACGACGGAGCAGCGCGUGUUUGACAUCCUGGUCGAGGCGCUGGUCAACAUCCAGCGGGAGCUGCGGUUCUUUGAGGACACGGCGCUCGAGUACGGGCUGGACCUGACGGCGAUGGAGGCGAGCGAGGAGAAGGAGAAAGAAAAAGGCGCGGGAAACGUCUUUGGACCGCAGCCUAUCACACGCGCCUAUAUCGAUCUGUUCAUGUCGGCGGGCAGCCCUGGCACGUCGCUGCUGGAGGGGAUGACGGUGCUCUUCGCGACCGAGUACUGCUACCUGCACGCGUGGAGGUACGCGGCGUCGGUGAUGGAGUCGACCUCGCCCCGGCCGGCGGAGCCAUCGCCCGCGUCCUUCUCCGUGGGCUACGACGGCGACCCGGACGGGGGCGCGCUGCGACGCAAGUUCAUCCCCAACUGGGCCAACCCGGAGUUCGAGAAGUUUGUCAACGCCAUCCGGGAUGUGACGGAUGAGCUGGCGGGCAGGGUGAAGGGGGCGGAGGAGGUGGAGAGGGAAAAGGGAAAGUGUCUUGGAUGGUGGAAGCAGGUGCUGUGGCUGGAAGAGAGGUUUUGGCCGAAGAUGGAAUGA
Messenger RNA from Rasamsonia emersonii CBS 393.64, 822 nucleotides. Its product is annotated as Transcription regulator. The coding region runs from base 1 to 822 and encodes 273 amino acids. Lineage: Eukaryota; Fungi; Ascomycota; Eurotiomycetes; Eurotiales; Trichocomaceae. The record is from RefSeq and is a predicted model, not a curated record. The transcript has a single exon.